Paraglomus occultum is the source of this 1050-nucleotide messenger RNA. NCBI's taxonomy places the organism in Eukaryota, Fungi, Glomeromycota, Glomeromycetes, Paraglomerales, Paraglomeraceae. The record is from the annotation of a GenBank genome assembly.
AUGAAAACUUUUAUGAUCAUGAUUGUUCUGGUGACGAUUUUAGAUGCAGUUCUAGUGAAUGCACAGAUAUCGAAUGGAACUAUUAAGCUUGAAGCAGGAAAUAGUUGGUAUUUAUGUUCAACAGAGCCAACUAGUAUAUUAAAUUACUCGGUUACAACCCAAAACAUAGAAUCUCUCACUCCAACAGUGGGUUUUGGAUUUGUCCUAACCCAAAAUUUUGUUACUCCUCCAACUAAUUGUACGAAUGGUAUUAUAACUAAUAUUCUAUCGGCGGCGGUAAUUCUUGAGAGUCUUGGGAAUAGCGCAAACUUUGCUUCUCAAAAGCAGUUGUCAUGUACUGAUCAAUGUGUUGAGUAUUGCGAUGGAAACACUACAAGUCUUCAAAGUAAUAAUUGGUGUGUUCUAGUAACAAAUCCUAUAACAGUCCCCACACUCUUCUAUACUACAAUAACUUUCAAAGACCCACCUCCACCUCCACCUUCACCAUCUUCACCACCAUCAAAUGAGGGGGAUGGAAAGAUUAUAUGGAAUAGAGAGCUUGUUUUUUGUACUGUAUUAAUAUGGAUUGUUGGACAUUUUCUCGAGAUUAGAUAUCUCGUUACAGUCUCCACACAACAAUUGCAAGGGACUCCAAAUUUUGGCUAUUUCAUCAAUAACCAUAAGUUUUAUGAUACAUCCGAACCAUGUACAGAGGGUAUACUCGCUAAUGCAAUGCCAGCAGUUAAUCUCUUGGAAGACAUGAGCUUAAAUACGACGUUCUAUUCCUGGAAUGCGGUUUCAUGUUACCAAGACUGCGUGACAACCUGUCCGAAAACUGAUAAUGAUGGAUUGAACUAUACAACAUGGUGUUUGUUAGUAAGCAAUAUUAAAAACACAGUUGACUAUGUUAACAUCACUCUGUCGUUUGAUUCUCCAUCUGCCAGCACAAGCUUGCCAGGAACUGUACCAGUAUACAACUCUGGGAGUAAGGAAACUGUGUUGAGUGUUUGGUUUCUUACUGCUUUUGGUUUAACGGGAAUUCUUGGUGGAUUGGGAUUAUUUAUACUGUGA